Messenger RNA from Sesamum indicum (sesame), 1979 nucleotides. RefSeq lists its product as uncharacterized. NCBI's taxonomy places the organism in Eukaryota, Viridiplantae, Streptophyta, Magnoliopsida, Lamiales, Pedaliaceae. The record is from RefSeq and is a predicted model, not a curated record.
UAAUCGAUCUGUCCGCCAAGCCCUCCUCGCAUUUACUCUCUCUGUCUCUCCUUAAAACCAUUUCCCAGAAACCUCUGCAGCUCUGCCAAUGUUCGAAUUCUUGCCCAACUUCAAAUUCUCUUGUUUAUGUGAAUAUUUAAAGUCGCGGGAGUUGAAGUUUCUGAUUAAUUAAUCACCAAAUUCAUACAAAUGGCGACAUCAGCAUUCAAGUCAACCACCAAGAGGGCUGCCAUCGGAGGCUCCAGCUCUGGGGAUUCUAGCCGCAGCUCCCUCCGUCGUUCCCGAAGCCUUAGCCGGUUCUCCCGACCCAUUGAGCCGGAGCCGGAGCCGGAUACUGAGACGGACUACAACAAGAAUGUGCCCAGGGGGAAGUUCGUGAACACUACGAGGGGGUCUAAGAUGCCGUUUCCGGAGAUCAGCUUAGAUGAUCUGGCGCUUGAGUUCUUCUCUUCUUCUUCGAAGAAUGACAAUGAGAGCGACGGAGGAGUGGUGGAGAGGAAUGGGAGAGAGGGGCGGUCGGUUUCUCGGCGUGCGGAGAUAGGGCGAUGGGCGAGUGAUACGGCGUCGUCUAGGAGAAGGGGACGGUCAGUGUCGAGGGCUCGCGGGAAUGUUGUUUCUAGCAACUCUGCCUCAGCCAAAAAUGUCAUUUCAUCUGAUGCGGGUUCACGGCGGAGGAGGUCUCUUUCGGUGGCCAGGUAUCAGAUUAGCGACUCUGAGAGUGAGGUAGAUCAUUCUCAGAAUUCAAGAAAUCGUGCUUAUGUGAAGGCUCCCAUUAGUGGGAGUAACCAAAUGUCAUUGGCACCAAUGGGAACAGCUUCAAACACUCGGCGGCUUGCUAGAUCUCGAAGCCACAAAGACCUCGUACAUGAUGGUUACUCUAGUCACUCUUCUGCCCUGACUGAUGAAGAAUCAAAGGAUACUCAUAUUGGGAAAAAUGGAUAUGAGAAGAUAAUCAAGACAGUUUAUGCUCAGAAGAAGGCUGAGCACCCUACUGAGAACGUUGGAAAUGGUGGAUUCUAUGAAGCAAUGCGGAAAGAACUCAGAUAUGCUGUUGAAGAAAUUCGAACUGAAUUAAAUCAAGUGCAUCAGAACAAAUCAGCAAUGGGAAGAAAUCAAACAGCUGUAGCCAGCAGUGACUGCUUGAAACCAGAAAAUUCUGAUGCUCUCCAGGACUUCUCUAGAAUCACAGAGAAAUAUGCACCCAAAUUUGAGCAGGAAAAACGAGGUCAAGCAAUCUCUAAAAUGGUCAAAGGACUUCCUCAUCCAAGAACUUCAGCUAUAGCAGAGAAGCCAUCACGAGCCAGAAAGAGAAGUAGUGACAGAAGUAGGACGUCAAAAAGAUUGAUUGAGGAGGCUGAAAGAAUCUUCGAGGACUUCCUUUCUAAUGUUGAAGAUACAGACAUAUCUUCCUUGGAUGGGGAAAGAAGUGAUGGAAGUUCGUCUUUUGGAGGGAUGAUGAAGGGCAGAGAUGCUGCAAUAAUGGAGGCUGAAACUUACAGAACUCCAGCAGGAUCAACUCCUCCUCCAGUUGAAAUGGAUGGUGUUAUUUUGCCCUGGUUGCAGUGGGAGACUAGUCCUGAUGGUUCUCUCUCCGGAAAGAACAAGACACUAACUCCUAUGACUCCCAAGACUCUAGAAUGGAAUUCAGAAAAGGAUGUGGUCCUGUUACACGACCCAAGUAGUCAUUCUGUCAGCAGUCAAGGUAGUUCAAGCCCUGCGCUUUUUAAUAGUCCAUUCAUGAAGAAAAGAGAAGAGAUAUGCAAGUCCAGAGAAGUCAGCAAUGACUGCGUGUCCUGCUUUGAUAUGGAGGAGUACCUUAACCUGCAGAACAAUGACGAACUAUUGUUUGAGAUGUAUAGAGAACGGAACAGAAUAAAUUCCGGUGGUUUACUGCUUUGUACUGGUGCCCUUUAUUAAGUUCCCAAGUUCUGUAAGACUCUUAACAAAUCACUCUGGUAUAUAGAGCUCCUUUUAUCAGA